Molecule: messenger RNA, 9776 nt
Organism: Bicyclus anynana (squinting bush brown)
Lineage: Eukaryota; Metazoa; Arthropoda; Insecta; Lepidoptera; Nymphalidae
Product: cholesterol transporter ABCA5
Exons: 36
Coding region: 169-5721 (1850 amino acids)
Biological process (GO): lipid transport; transmembrane transport
Cellular component (GO): intracellular membrane-bounded organelle; membrane
Molecular function (GO): ATP hydrolysis activity; ATP binding; lipid carrier activity
Source: RefSeq, a predicted model, not a curated record
GCGAAAGCUCCCCUCAAACCGUCAUGGCGACCGUCCGCGUAGCGCGCCUCGCGUAACUUUCGAGACACCGUGCCCCUUGUGAAAUAAAUGUGCUGUGUCAAUAAUGUUGCGGUGCUAGUGCGAUAGGGGGUCAGGUUUCAGUGCGCCAGUGUGUCGUCCUUGUGUUGCAUGAGUGAUCCUAAUGGCGUGGUGGGAGUUGCGCGGGACGGACGCCACUCACCGGCCAGCACGGAACAGCUAACAAAAUGCGAAAAGGAACCAGACUGCCUGGCGAUAGGUAGCAGACUGCGGGGCCCGAUGGGCACGCGCCCCCCGGCGGCCUUCUGGCCGCAGCUGUGGGCCACCGUGGUGAGGAACCUGCUGCUGAAGAAGCGCGACACCAGGAAGACCCUCGCAGAAGUUCUGGUUCCUUUGUACUCGCUCGGCGUGCUGAUAUUCCUCAAGAUGCUGGUGCCGAACCCCAACUUCCCCGAAGUGAGCAAGCCCGGCGAGCUGCUGCGCCUGCAGCACAACGCCGUCUCCAACCGCUCCGUCGCAGUCGUGGCUGACUGGGCCACUGCCAACGGGACUCUGGGCUUCCUAGAAGACAUCAACGUGAUGUUGACGGAGUCAGCCCAGCAGCCCAUCAACUGGACCCGCUACAACACCACUGAGGAGCUGAACGACGCCUACCACAGCGACGCCAAGAACUUCCCUAUCGCUGUCAUCUUCCACACCGAUCCUGGGGUUUUAGGGGAGACACUGAGGUAUACCAUCCGUACGAACCCCUCUCGCGACGGCUUCGGCGGCGGCACCCCUUCCACCAGAAUUCUAACAACGUCUCCCGCAAAAUGCCGAGAGAGGACCGGGGACCACGACUGGUCACGAGGGGGGCAGUUGAUACCGCUGUCAGAGCACAGAGAAGACCAGUGCCCUGUCCUGCAGUAUUAUUUUAGUGGGUUUCUUGCUCUUCAAACUUUGAUUGAUUACGUUAAGAUCAAGAUGGACACUGGCACCAGCUUUUACCCACCACGCGUAGAUUUCCGUCAGUUUCCGAAACACCAGCACACUGGUGACUGGCUGGUCAUCUUCAGAGUCAUCAUGCCCAUGUACAUGGUGAUGACGCUGUCUCAGUUCAUCACCUACCUCUUGAUGUUCGUGGUGGGGGAGAAGGAGAAGAAGAUACGAGAAGGAAUGAGGAUAAUGGGGUUGAAGGAUAGUGUUUAUUGGGGUUCUUGGUUUUUAAUAUAUGCAGUAUUUGUAACGAUUUUGUCGCUCGUCAGUACAGUUCUACUGUUUACUUUAAAGGUUUUCCAACACUCUUCUUACAUUCUAAUUUUUCUACUGAUGUUACUGUUUGGAUUUACUAUCAUCACAUUUGCGUUUAUGCUUACGCCGUUCUUCGACAAGGCCAGGACGGCAGGUAUUCUAGGCAGUUUUGCAGUAAAUCUAAUGAGUGGUCUGUACUUCAUCCAAGUGUUCGUCUCUAACGCGGACUCGCUCGCCUUCUGGUUCGUUUCACUGAUAAGUUCCAGCUGCUACGCUUUGGCCAUGGAUAAGGCUUUAGUACUGGACAUGGCCGGAGUGGGGGUGACGUGGGAGAACCUGUGGAGCGGGCCAGGGGUGCCGUUUGGUGGAAGCCUCAUCAUGAUGGCGGUGGACACGGUGUUGUACGGCCUAGCUGCGUACUGGCUCGAUGCUGUCAUACCUAGUGAAUACGGCAUCAAGCAGAAGCCGUGGUUUUGCCUGUUGCCGUCGUUCUGGAUGGGCAGCCGACGAGGCCGCGUCUCCGCCAUCCAUCUGCAUUCCAAUGGCGACACCGCACACAACAAGGACAUCGAACCGGUGCCCAAAGAACUGCAAGACAAAGAAGCUAUCAGAAUUGUGGGGCUACAAAAGAGUUUCCGUCAUUGUAGACGUCCGGAAGUUAAGGCUAUUGACGGCAUUGACCUGAGUAUCUACGAGGGGCAGAUCACAGCUGUGCUGGGUCACAAUGGAGCCGGGAAGUCCACUCUUUUCAACAUCCUCACUGGUCUUACUGCGCCUACUAAUGGAACUGCUUAUGUUUAUGGAUUGGAUGUUAGAGAUCCAAACGACAUGCAUGAGAUACGUCAAAUGAUCGGCGUGUGUCCACAGCAAGACGUUCUCUUCGACCUGCUGUCGGUCAAGGAGCACCUUCAGUUCUUUGCUGCUGUUAAAGGUAUACCACGAAAGAGGAUAUCUGAUGAGGUUCACAAAGCGGUAGCAGAAGUAGGAUUGUUGGACCAGAUGAUGGUGUUUUCAAAGCACCUGUCUGGAGGGCAGAAGAGAAAACUUAGUAUAGCAAUAGCCUUUAUAGGAGACCCUAAGAUAAUAAUAUUAGACGAACCAACGGCAGGCGUAGACCCAGUAUCACGGAGACAAACAUGGCGUAUCCUGCAGCGAGCUCGUCGAGGAAGGGUUCUGUUACUGACCACACAUUUCAUGGACGAAGCAGAUAUUCUUGGAGACAGGAAAGCUGUUAUCAGCAAGGGAAGAGUUCGAUGUGCUGGGACUUCAUUGUUUUUGAAGAAUAAAUUUGGAAUAGGAUAUCAUUUAACAUUAGUUUUAGAUGGUGCUUGCCGCGAGCACCAGAUCACGCGGCUGGUGCGCGGCCACGUGCCGCGCGCGGAGAAGGCGCGCCGCCACGGGCGCGAGCUGUCGUACAUCCUGCCGCACUACGCCGUGCAUCUGUUCCCGCCACUGUUCCAGGCCAUCGAGCAGGAGAUACGGGAGAAGAGCAACCGGCUCGGCAUCACGAGUUAUGGAGUGUCAAUGACGACGCUAGAAGAAGUAUUCUUAAGUUUAGAAGGGGAAAACGCAGAAGAGACCGAGGCUGUAGAAGGUGUGUCUUCUGUAAAAUUAGUGCGAGCGAGGGCUUUGUCUAGAAGUCUAUCACUUCAGAGCAAGACUUUAAGUUAUCAGGAACUGAAUGACAAAGAUCAACAGAAGACAACGUCCCUCCCGACGCCCCCCGCGUCGCACGCGCUCCACUCCACCACUCACGGCGUGGAACAUGUUAAGGUAAAUAAGGUGACACCCGAAGCUCCGGUAUCAGUGGACGCUUUAGGUGAAAUAGUGAAAACGAGCCCGUCGUGUUGGCGGACGUUUUGCGCGCUGGUGUACAUACGCACCGUGCGCAUGAUACGAGACCCCUACAAGCUUUAUGUUAUGAUCUUCAUGCCGAUAAUUUCCUGCGCUCUAGGUCUCUAUAUGAAAUCGAGACAAAUUGUGUUUUUUCGGAUGCAGCCACUCAAAUUGGACCCCAAUGCCUACUUCAAUAGAACCCCAAUCGCUUUGUAUGGUGAACAGGCCAAUUUAAAAGAAAUAGAGGACCUUCAAGACUCAUUAGAAACUUUAGGAGCGUAUCCGAUAGACUUCUUUGAUGGAAACUUUUCUAGCCUUUUGCACAUGGAGAAUUUUGGCGCAUUUAGCCUAAAAGAGAGUCUCGUUCCUUUUGGGAAAAUAAUGGCCUAUUACAAUAGUACUUACACACAUAGUCUGCCUAUUAUAGUAAACUUAUUGGACAAUAGUAUUUACAGGGUACUUAUGUCAGCAUCAGAUCAAUUAGAUAACUUUAGACCAAUAGAGGUGCUGGCGCAUCCUUUCCAACAAACUGAGCAGCAAGAAGAAUUUAAUCUUGGCAAUGUUGUAUGCGCCAUAUUUAUGGGGAUGAUCUUCGCUUUGGUUCCAGUGACACUUGCUGUGGAUAUUGUUUAUGAUAGAGAAAUAAAAGCCAAAAACCAGUUGAGAGUAAACGGGCUAUCAAUGAGCAUGUAUUUCCUAACAUACUUCACUAUUCUUAUAUUCAUAAUGAUCAUCACCAGCGUUGGAGUUCUUUGUCUUGUAAUCCUUAACGAUAUUCCUAGUUUGACAAACGGUUCAGCUAUAACUAUGUUGUCUGGUCUUCUAAUACUGUACAGUCCAUCAGCAAUUCUGUUCAAUACAUGUCUGUCUUAUAUCUUUGACAAAAUGGACUCAGCUCAGAGCAUCAUGCCCAAUAUCACCACUUGGGUUGGCGUCAUACCAUUUAUUUUAGUCGCUGUAUUAGAUACGUUUAAAUGGGGUAGCAAUAUUGCAUUUUAUCUACAUUUAGUAUUCAGUUUUCUGGACGUUAUGUAUAUACCUUAUGCAAUUAUAUACUAUGUUGAUAGGGUGUACUUGACGUGCAACCUGCGCGGGCUGUGCACAGUGCCCGACCUGUCGAGCUACUUCACGGCGGAGGUGUGGGUGCUGAUCGCCGCCAUGCUGGUGCACGUGCCCAUCUGCGGCGCAGUGCUGCUGGCAGCCGACCGGCUCAAGUCUGGCGGGAGGAUAUGUCCUCACAAGAGCAGUACUCCCGAGAAGCCAGAAAUAGAGUCGGAGGUGGGGGGCGAGGUGGGGGAGGACGAGGACGUGAGGCGCGAACGACGCCGCGUGUCCUCGCUACUGCACCUGUCGCCAGAGAACUCGCAGCAGGCACCUGCGCUGCUUGUGCAUAAUCUGCGCAAGGAGUACAAGUUACGUGGCUCGCAGAAGGGUAAUGCCUGCUGCGGUGGCGGUGAGCCUCUGAAGCGGGCGGCCUUGGCGCGCCUGUCGCUGGCGGUGCACGGCGGAGAGGUGUUCGGCCUGCUGGGGCACAACGGCGCUGGGAAGACAACCACUAUGAAGAUCAUCACUGCGGAGGAGCGGCUUUCUUGCGGCACUGUGAUGCUCGACGGGCAGAACAUCGACGACACCCAGUCGGGCCCGUUUCAGAUGCUCGGCUACUGUCCGCAACACGACGCGCUGUGGAAGAACGUCACCAUCCGCGAGCACAUCGAAUGCUAUGCUGCCAUCCGUGGUAUCAGCAAGGCUGACACGCCGAGGAUAGUAGACGCGUAUUUGCACGGGCUGCAGAUAAUGGAGCACGCGGGUAAAAACGCUGAAGAAUGCUCAGGAGGGACGCGCCGCAAGCUGUCCUUCGCGUUGGCGAUGGUGGGCAGUCCGCGCGUGGUGCUGCUGGACGAGCCCUCCACCGGCAUGGACCCGAGGAGCAAGCGCUUCCUCUGGGACACUAUCCUGGCCAGUUUCCAGGGUAGAAAAGGUGCUAUUUUGACGACACAUUCCAUGGAAGAGGCUGAUGCAUUAUGUUCUAGGGUUGGAAUUAUGGUUAAGGGAGGUUUAAGAUGUAUUGGUUCAACGCAACAUUUGAAGAAUUUAUACGGGGCUGGAUAUACCCUCGAGAUGAAAAUUGGGCAACACAAUCAACCUAUAUUAGAAACUGAUUUGUCGUUGACUCCAUCUCCGUUGCGGUCGCCUGACAACUCGCCGUCGUUGGGGGAGGCAGAUGAAGGAUCUGGAGGGAAUUCCGCGGCUGCGGACGCGGAGUGCGAGGGGGAGGCGGACCCGGAGGGGGACACGGUGGACGUCAGCAUACACACGCCGCUGGUCGGCAACACGCCGUCGAUACGACUGCACCACCAUCGCACGGAGUCCUCGGGCGGCGCGAGCGCUGAUGCCGCCAUAGCUCUGGUGGCGCAGCUGUUCCCCGCCGCCACGCUGGAGGAGAGCUUCGCGGAGCGGCUCGUGUUCUCCGUGCCGCAGAGCUCUGUCUCCAGCCUCGCGCAAUGCUUCCACCAAAUCGAGGACGCGAAGGAGAAGCUGAACAUCGUGGAGUACAGCUUUAGUCAGACGACGCUCGAGCAGGUGUUCCUGAAGUUCGCGCAGACAGAGAACGUAGAGUCUUCAGACCAAGAGCAUUAGGGAAUCGUUAAUAGAUUAAGGUGCCAAGAGACGUUGACUUUGUCAUUUUUAAAACGCUCUUUAUUUGAGUUCAGGCGUUUUGAGUUCUGCCAAAGAGUUCAGGUGUUUUGAGUAAGAAUCCUAAGUGUUAAACGCGUGCUCUGUGGUAUCCAGUACAUUAGAGAUGCUAAAUAAUUGAAAAUUUCGUUCGCGAUUGUAAUGCCAUUUACAUUAUUUAGGUGUUGCUAUGGUUACUCCUACGUACGUCGGUAACAUCCGAAAACGUGCUAAUGCGCAUAGGUCAACUUACAGGCAGUAUACUAUACCUAUGUUAUCUGCGCGGUGCCGUAGUUACAAACAUGACAAAUAACGUGAAACGCAGAACUAAGGACGGCUAAACUCUUACUGUGUUGUAUCUUUAGAUAGGUCCUCAAUUAAAAAUUCUAUUGUGAAAUGUUUCAGUAAUAUACGUGUUUUUAAAACAUGAAAGCAUCUGACAAUCGUGGCACACUCUCGCGAUGCAGAUACCUAUUUAAUUUCAUUACAAAAUCUCAAUUCAUUAUUUCCUUUUUAUUUGAUUGAUUAUAUAAUUAGGUAUUUCAUUUCGUUGUUAAUUAAUGCUUUUGACUUCUUAAUUAUGUUUGAAAAUUUUGUGUAAAAUUGCAAAUCCAUAUUUAUACUUUGCAAAUGCACACAAAAGUUUCUUUGCAUAAUUUUGCAAAGUAAAGUUAUAUGCUAAAAUAGUAAAAAAAUAUGCUAUUCUAUUUUUUAUUUCUGACAAAUCCGGUAGCAACGCAAAGAUCUGUCAAAAAAGUAUUGAGAGCAUUAUAUUGUAAAUUUUGACAAAUUGUGAGGUUUUUGCGGAAAAUAGCAGAAUAAACGUUUCACACGUCAUCAUAAACUUAAAUAAAGUACUGUUUCUCACAAAGUUAAUAAAAAAUCAUAGAGUUAACGUCGCUUGUGUUAGAAAUUUUGUGCUUUUUGAAAAAAAAUGUAAAAUAAUGAAUACGCUUCUGGUAUAUUCUGUAGUUUAUUUCUUCAGGUUUCCUUGGGCUUUUUUGUAUGAAGUUUCCAGUCGAAGAGAGAAAAGAAUAAUUAGGUGUUGUAGUAUAUAAUAAUUAUUAAGAUAAAUUCAUGUUGUUAAAAGCCACGUCACUUUACUUGUUUGUGAUGUUUGGAUGUUGCUGUUUGUUAAAUUUAGCUUGGAAUGUUUAAUUUCAAUUGUUUUGAUGUGUGCGAGGGGCAUUGAGUGACGUGGGCUGUUAAUAAUGUGUCUAUAUCUUUUGUGUCACUUUCAUCGUAUUGAGGGGAACAACCCAGUGCUGUGAAGCCCGUAAAAAUAUCAAAGUCUCUAUAUACAGGUUGUUUACAUUUUAAUAUCGAUUCAAAUACACGUUUCUUGGACAAUUUAUUUGAAUGACUUAGCACUAGCAGGCAGGCCUAGAUUAUUACAUAUAUGUACAUAUUAUUAGACAAUGUUGCGUUCUUUAUAUGAAGACUGAAUUUUGUGUGUAUCACAAAUGUUUAGUGAAAUAUUCAAGUUACCUUUUUUAAUAUUAUAUUCUUUUUAACUUUGAAAAGCGGUAAAAAAUGUAGCGACAAUAUUAAAAAGUUAAACAGCCUUUUUAUAGAAACACUAUUGGCGUUAUGAUGAAAGUAGGUAUAUGGAUACUAGGUCGUGUUGAUACUUUGUAAAUUUUUUUAUAAUUUGAUAUUUUAGUAGCAACUUUUAUAUACCGAGUAGAAUCAGAUAGCACUAUGUUUGUAAUGAUGUUGGCUGCGUUUAUUAUGUACUUUACAAAACUCUGCUUAAUUACAUAAAUCUAAAAAAACCGUGUAGGAAUUAACAUAACAACUUUUAGUCAAUUAAAUAUUAUUUAUUAAUUACUAAAAGAUUUCUGUACUAUAAUCAAAAGAGUCUUCUCAGCGUUUAGUGGUUGUUGGCGUAUAAAUAAUAUGGUCCAUAUUCAAUCUAUUAUUAUAUCUUUAAAAUUCGUUACUAUGAUAUCUAUAACGAUAAGAAGAAAAAAUAUAACGUUGAUGAAAAUAUUCAAAAAACAAAAUCACAACCAAUCAUCAAAAAAGUAAUUUUAUGAAUUGCUGAACAACUCAUAAAGUUAUUUUUUUAUUACACUCAUGGAUAGUGAUUUUUCAAGUGUUCAAGAGCAGCCAUAUAUAACAAACAUAGUGCUCAUGUAAAUAAUAAUAUUAAAAUGUAAUCAAUUAUACACAUACGGUCACGUGCAGUGCCUAAACUAUACUGUGACCAAUUAACUUACCAUCGGGAAAGUUCGUCAAUAAUAAUAAUAUCAUUGAGUUCUAACGCUGAAUAAAAAACACUGUAAUAUCGCCACUUUUAAAAAGUUAAUAAUUGACUAAUUUCAUAAUUUAAACUUCUUAUUUUAUGAUUACCUAAUAAUGUGUUAGAUACUAGGAUGCUAGAUCAUAUCUUAAGGGACGAAUAGGUACAAAAUAUAAUAGAAGAAAAUCAAUGUGAAAUUGUGGAAUUAUAGAGCUUUGGUAUCGGAAAGAGAUAAUAUUGUUGAUGGAUAUUAACGGGAAGGAAAAUGCAAUAGUAUUAAAGUGGAAAAGCAUUAUAGGAGCGGAGAUGGCAAAUGAUAUGUUUGACAAAUUAAAAGGGCGGAAUAUAGCAAAUUGUUACGUCGCAAAUGUCCGUAGGUAAAAAGGUAAAUGUUAAUUUUGAUGUCAUUCAUUUGGUAACUUUUUAUUUAUCUUCUGACCGUGAAAAAUUUAUACAUUCGUAUUUGCAAUACUCCGCAUGGGUAUUAGUUUAUAAUUUAACUUAUAGUUUGACUUUUAAAUGUGGUGAUAGAGUUAUAUCGUCAAUAUUUUCUGUAAGCUCUCAUUUUCAUUUUGAGUUAAGAUUAAAUUUAUUUUUAAGUUAAAGAAAAUUUUUGUCGAUUAAUAACGGAGUGUCUAAACGAUGUUUGUGAAUAUUUUUCAAAAUUUAAAUUUCAGUCAGACUUAAAAUUCAAAAAUAUCUUAAAUUUAAAAGUACUUGUAAUUAUGUGUACCUACUUGCGUUUGGAUUUAUGUAGGUUUUUCGAUAUAUAAAGCACCGGUUGCAAGAAUAAAUAAUUAUUUAACGAUAAAAUUUCUAUUAUAAAAUUUCAAAAUAAAGUUGAAAACACAAUAUCUGUUGAAUAAAAAUAAAUUUGUGUCAUAGAUCAAUCAGCGAUCAGAAUUUUCUUUGAACGGGAACUCAAUAAAAAUCUUGAAAAAUAUUUCUAAACGUCGUCAAGUCAAGUAGUAGUUUUAGGGUUUAGGUAAUGAAAAAUAUACAGUAUUAGUUUGUUUAUGGUCGUAUAAUCAACUUUCAGUAUGUGAUUUUUUUUCUAGUCACCAAUUUUUGUCAUGCUCUUAUAUAACAUUCAGUAGUUGAUUUUAAUUUAAUAAAAAAUACAUUUUGUACCUUUAUUUUUAAAAUAUUUUAUAUUUAUUUGUAAUGCGUUUAGGUACUCAAUCAGUGAUUGAAUCAAUUUAUUUUUAUAAAAUAAAAUAUUUUUUAUCAUAUUGUUUGUAUAUUAUAAUAUUUUUUAUCAUAGUGUGUAAGAUGUGCAUACUUUAUUCUGGUGCUACGUCUUUGUAACUAAAUUGCCCGAUGUUAUAUUAAUGAUAUCCCUUUUUGUAAUAAUCCUUGGAAAGGGUAGCACUAUUAUGACGAAAUAAUUAGAUAAUAUCAUAUGUUUACUUAAAUAUGCAGGCUUUCCAGGCACUGUCACCAAUGCUGCACAUGUGGUAGGACGAAGUUAUCGAGUUUUAAAUUCGAUGCAUUACAUCUGAACAUAUUUUUAUAAUUCUUUUUUAAGCAAAUAGGUAGUUAAAAACCCUGCGCAAAAAGCGCAUCUAUUUUCUCAUGUAGUUAAUUUAAGUUAUAUGUACUGAAUGUUAUAUAUUUGCAAUAUUCCGUAAAUUUAUUUUAGAUUAUUUACAAUAUAUUUUAUAUUUAGUAUGUUUUGCUAUUUAUCAAAAAUCUGACAUAUUUGUAUUGCGACAUUGUUGAAAUGUGUCUGAAUUAGUAGAAUUGUUAUAAGAAAUAAAUAACAUAAAAUUUG